AUGGUGAACGUUAAAUACGGGAGCUGUCCAAUCAGCACCACGUUUCUACCAGGUUGUGGACAGCAGCCUGGCCUGGAUCCCCCAAAUAGGUUUCGUAUUUUGGGAGGGCAUUCUGCAUUGGAAGGUGCAUGGCCUUGGCAGGUUAGUAUACAACGUAGGUCAGGGCACAUCUGUGGUGGGUCCAUCAUUGAUCGUGUUUGGGUAAUCACUGCAUCCCACUGCUUCAAGAGCAGUCGUGUUUAUAGCAACUAUAAACUCCAAGUGGUGGCUGGACUGAAUGCUCGAUCUGGACAUGGAAAGGGUAUUCAGUUUCGCUCAGUUAAGCAAGUGAUCUUGCAUGAAAAGUUCAAUGAAUCAACUUAUAACAACGACGUGGCUCUCCUGAAGCUCUGUCACCAACUGUAUUUCACAAAACACGUACAGCCUUUGUGUUUAAUUGAGAAUGAAAUGCAAGAGGAACAACUCAACUUUGGUUCAUGUUACAUUACUGGCUGGGGCAGCUUAGUAUCCAAAGGUCUUUUAGUUAACACUCUUCAGGAAGCUGAAGUUUUGCUCAUUGAUGCCAGGACCUGCAAUCAGAGAGACUGGUAUAAUGGCCAUGUUAAUGACAACAUGAUUUGCGCAGGAUUUGAUGAAGGAGGUGUUGACACGUGCCAGGGUGACAGUGGUGGCCCUCUACAGUGCUACAGCAAAGACCUGGAAAGGUUUUACCUUUAUGGUGUGACAAGUCAUGGAAAGGGUUGUGCAUUACCCAAGAAACCUGGCAUAUACACUCGUGCUAGCCGGUACACAGGGUGGCUGAGAAAAGCUCAUGUAGUAUCUGUGUCAGGUGCCUUGGACCUGUCACUUGUAAAAUUACUCUCAGUCCUUUUUAUCUCUUGCUGGAUGGACCUCUUAUUGUGA
Molecule: messenger RNA, 903 nt
Organism: Paramisgurnus dabryanus
Lineage: Eukaryota; Metazoa; Chordata; Actinopteri; Cypriniformes; Cobitidae
Product: acrosin
Biological process (GO): proteolysis
Molecular function (GO): serine-type endopeptidase activity
Source: RefSeq, a predicted model, not a curated record